Messenger RNA from Oldenlandia corymbosa var. corymbosa, 1599 nucleotides. The record is from the annotation of a GenBank genome assembly. Lineage: Eukaryota; Viridiplantae; Streptophyta; Magnoliopsida; Gentianales; Rubiaceae.
AUGGGAUCGGGAUGUUGUUCUUAUGAUUCAACAACCAAAACCACUCUUCCCCGUAUCGGAUAUCUUCGAAUCGGUCAAAGUUUUUUCCGAUUACAGCCUAAAUUCAAUUGGGUUCCUCGUAAUCCCCGAAAUGGUGGCCUGCAAUCAUGUACUGAUCUUAAGGUUGUUUUUGGCUCAGUUGGUAGACAAAAGGGUUUUUGUUUUUUCAAAAAAGGGAGGACCUUUCUUCGGGUGUUUGAUGCUAUGGAUGAUGAUUCAGUAGGUGUUUCUUCAUUCCAUGACCACUGGGAAGAUACUGAAAGGAAUUCUGAAUAUGGGUUCUCAUCGAGUGAAGGUGAAGAUAGUGAUAGCGAUAUAGGUUUACAGCCAAUUACUGAUAUUGAGUUGCCAAUCAAAAAAGAACAGCAUUCGAAUUUCUAUACAGGUGAUGAUGACUCUGUGUCAAUGGCAGCUAACAGGUUUCGGUUUGCAAUGCUUGGAAACAGAGCCGCACAGCAGAAGAAGAAGAAAAGGAAGUCUUUUUUCGGAAUGAUGAACAACGUUGGACUCGUUACGUUUCUCACAUUGUUGUUUUCACUUGUGGAUUGGUGCGGAUGGAAGAUUGUUAGAUUGCCAUUGCCACCUUUCCACUUGUUGCGCCCUUUCGUGAUUUCGACGGCCACAGCAGGUUUUCUAGGCUAUGUUUGUGUUCCGCUUCUUCGGGUUUUGAAGAUUCAAUCGAUUAGGAAGGAAGGGUUAGUUGGAAAACACUCUAGAACCCCUACAAUGGCAGGGUUGUAUUUCAUUCCAACUGGUGUAGUUGUUGCGGAAUUUCUAGUUGGAUUUUCAUCUGCUGAGGUUUUUGGAGCAUCAGCUGUGACUCUGUCAUUUGCUGUUAUAGGCCUCAUUGAUGACUUGAGGAGUCUGAAAAAUGAUAAUACUCGUUGGGUAUCAUCUUCUUGGAUGGAAAUUUUGUUAGAGGUAGUUGUCACGGCUUGGUUCUUGUUUUGGUAUUACUCAACAGCGAAUAUAUCAUCACCCUACUGCAUGAAAUUGCUUGCUCCAUUACCGGCACCGGUUGGGAUUCUUUGCCUUGGAACAUUUUAUCCGAUUCUGGCUUCAUUUUGCUUCUUUUCUAUGGCGAGUGGAGUUAGGGUAACAGACGGGCUUGAUGGAUUGGCUGGAGGUAUCGCGGCAUUGGCAUUUACUGGGAUGUCGAUAGCUGUUCUUCCAAUAUGUUCUGAUCUAGCUGUCUUUGGUGCAUCUAUGGCUGGAGCCUGUGUAGGUUUCUUGUUUCAUAAUCGAUACAAAGCAUCUGUAUUGAUGGGUGACACUGGAGCAUUGGCCUUAGGUGGAGCACUUGCUGCCAUGGCUGCUUGUACAGGAAUGUUUUUUCCCUUGUUUAUUACGUCUGGAAUUUUUGUUCUUGAGACACUAUCAGUUAUAGUACAGGGUACUUUCUUCAAGACUAGGAAACAUCUGGUAAGAACUAACCGUCGGCCCUUUCAUCAGCACCUGGAAUUACGUGGAGUAAGAGCACCGGCCAUUGUUGCGGGUGCAUACCUUAUUUCAUCAGUUUUGGUUUUGGUUGCAGGUUAUGUAGGUCUCAUUUCGGCUUGA